GUUGAGGUGGUGGCGCAUCUUCGGCGGUUGUAGACACGCGUUACGGUGCACAGGCGGAAUGAUUAUCGGAGAUGGACGUUCGCGGCUGCGGGCACGGGCUGUGUGAAGAAGAGAGCGAGGUUGUGGUGAUGGCGGUGAUUGCCGUUGUCCUGAACGCGAUGAGCGACAUGCCGUCCUCCUCCCGCGACAUGCGUUUGCAGCUCCGUAAACGAAGAGCGUUGUUGCAGAGCGUUGUCGAAGUGGCGGAUUGCGUGGCGACGUGCGAAGCAGUCGUGCCGUUGUGUUCUGCGCUGUCGUCUGGAUUUUUCCGCGACAGACCCCGCGAGGCCGGUGCUUUGCGCGCCAUCGUUUUCGUGCCGAUUAGGAUUGGGACGUACGCUGGACCGUCGCUCCUGCAGAAGGGUUUUAGUGGGCCAUACAACUUGAAUAAGCGGUGCUACACUCGUGUAGCGAGGGGCAGGUGUUGGGGGUGGCGCCGUGGUCGCCGCACUCCAGCAGCUGACUUGCUGCUACUUGCUGUAGCACAUCGAGGAGCGGAGCGGCGCACAACAUCUCAAGGAGUGAAGCACAGGGCUCAGAGUAGCCAGGCACAGAGUGGAAAGGAGCUGGGAAUGGUGCUGCAAGGAGCAAGACAAAGUGCUGCAAGGAGUCUGUCACGCAGUGCAACCGGAGGAGAAGGUGAGAGGCCUGCGCUGAGAAAGGGAGGAACAAUGGGAGAAGAAUGUCGCUAUUGCAAUCUUGAGGGGCUGGAGACGCAGGAGAAGGACGAAGGGGGAGGAGGGUCAGGAUGCGGGAUCAGGAGGCCGAGACGGUCGGGAUUUGGUCGGUGGGGAUGGGGAUGGGGCGACGGAGGGGGCACAAGGAGGAGAGUUACGGUGGAAGGUGAGAUUGCCGGCGUCGAAGUGGGUGCGGAGGGGGAAGACGUUGUGGAGGAUCCUAAAGUAAAUGGGAGGAGGGUGCAGGUCGUGGACCCAGUUUUCGAGAAAGCGAUGGCCUGAUUGGAAGGGGGAGGAUCGGGAUGUGGAGGAGCUCGGAAUGUCAGCCAAUCA
Molecule: messenger RNA, 1049 nt
Organism: Chara braunii
Lineage: Eukaryota; Viridiplantae; Streptophyta; Charophyceae; Charales; Characeae
Source: the annotation of a GenBank genome assembly